This is a messenger RNA of Panicum virgatum (switchgrass), 1178 nucleotides long. Its product is annotated as transcription factor bHLH14-like. Gene Ontology annotation, biological process: regulation of DNA-templated transcription. Lineage: Eukaryota; Viridiplantae; Streptophyta; Magnoliopsida; Poales; Poaceae. The coding region runs from base 139 to 990 and encodes 283 amino acids. Gene Ontology annotation, molecular function: DNA-binding transcription factor activity; protein dimerization activity; transcription cis-regulatory region binding. The record is from RefSeq and is a predicted model, not a curated record. Gene Ontology annotation, cellular component: nucleus. The transcript has a single exon.
AGGGCCUGACGCGAGCACCCUGUUCAGGUAACCAACCAUGUAUAUGCUGCACUGCAUAAACCUACCAAUCACCCCCAUACUGUAUUCGCUUUGUACAGUUGUAGGAGUACUAGCUGUUGGACAGUGCUGCUCCUGUCCAUGGAUGAGCAUGGCCGUCCCACCUCCUCCACCAGCAGCCCACCUUCCCCAGCCUCUUUCUUCUCCGCGGCCAGCAACGGCGGCGUGCUCGAGUUCCCCUACACCGAGGUGCCGGAGCAAUGGCUCAUGGACGACGACGACAGCAACGUACAGGAGCAACGACUCCUAGAGCAUGGAGCCGUGUGGGGCGACGACGGGGCCUUGCUCUCGGCGCGCUCCGCUGACCUGUCCAGCAGGAACCCACCGGCCGCUGCGGCGACGAAGCGGGGGCGGAAGCCGCCUGGGCCCAGAGCCGGGGGCGGCCCUGCCGUCAGCCACAUGGAAGCCGAGCGGCACCGGCGGGACAAGCUCCACCGCCGGUUCUGCGACCUCCGGGCCGCCGUGCCCAACGUGACCCGGAUGGACAAGACGUCCCUCCUCGCCGACGCCACCGCCUACAUCGCCGAGCUGCGCGCCCGCGUGGAGCAGCUCGAGGCCGAGGCCAGGCGGGCUGCCGCGGCGCGGAAGGCGAACCGCCCCUUCUUCGUGGCGGACGCCGCCGCCGCCGCCGCUGCCGCCGCGGCGCCGGCCGGCUCGUUCGACUUCGAGCUCGGGGAGGAGGAGAAGCUGGAGGUACGGAUGGUGGUCGGGCGGGAGGCGGCGGCGACGCUGCGCCUGACGACCGCGGCGCGCCACGGCCCCGCGCGCCUCAUGGACGCGCUCCGCGCGCUGGACCUGCCGGUGCUGCACGCCUGCGCGUGCCGCGUGGGCGGGGUGACCGUGCAGGACGCCGUCGUCGACGUGCCCGCCGAGCUCCGGGAUGCGGACUGCCUCCGCGCCGCCUUGCUCCACAGGCUGCAGGAGAGCGGUUAGCCACUAGCUAGCUUGGAUCGGAAUCCCUAGUUGACUACCAUGCAUCUGGCCCCAAAUUAAAGUCUUCUCGACACUGAUCGAUAAUGCACGCAUACCAAUGCAUGCUCAGCUCGUACGCUUGUUAUUUGUUGCUGUAAUCAGUUCAAAUUCGACAAUAAUUAACCUCAAUAAUACUUUCCUUCGGCAUA